AGUGGAGAAGGGCUACUCAGUGAAUAAAAAUGGAGAACACUGCCGUUAAACUAGACGAUGACGCCUAUGAUCCCUUCCUCAACAGGGAGAUUAGGAAACCUAAUUCGAACUUCGGAACCCUUAUCCACCUGGUGAAGGGAUCUCUUGGAACCGGAAUCAUGGCAAUACCGUUGGCGUUCAAAAAUGGCGGACUGUUCUUUGGAGCCAUCGGUAUCAUCGCUGUGUGCUUGCUCUACGUUCACUGCGUAGAACUUCUGGUGGGAACUGCUCACAAAGCAUGUAAGCGGUACCGCAUUCCAACACUAGGAUUUGCAGAAACAGCUGACACUGUUUUGGUUAACGGACCACCAGCAGUUCGUCGAUUCGCCAACUUUUCUAGGAACUACAUCGACGGUAUGCUGGUUUUCCACAGUCUGCUCAUCUUCUGUCUGUUCCAAAUCUUCAUCGCAGCCUCCCUCCGUGACGUGAUCAACAAUCAGCUGCAGAUAACGUGGAGCACUGGAGUGUACGUUGCCUUCGUCACCGUCCCGAUAGCGCUUAUCAUCCAAAUACGCGUCCUAAAAUAUCUGGUACCGUUUUCGGCGCUGUCCAAUGCACUGAUGAUAAUAGCGUUCGGUAUAACCCUAUAUUUCCUGGUGAACGAACCGGUUUCGCUAGAUAACCGAAAUUUAUGGCCCGAAUGGAGCCGACUGCCGUUUUUUGUAAGCACAAUCCUAUUCGCAAUUCAAGGCAUCCGAUUUGUGUUACCAAUCGAGAACAAGAUGAAACAUCCUCAAUACUUCUUGGGGACUUGCGGCGUCGUCUCCCAAGCGAUAGCAUUCCUAUCGAUCCUGUACAUAGCUACAGGAUUCUUUGGAUACGCACGCUACGGAGAUGACACCAAAGCUUCAAUCACGUUGAAUUUACCGAGUGACAACAGAUUGGCAGAGUUCACUCGCCUUUUGGCAGCCCUGUCAGCCCUUUUCCAAAUGCCCCUGGGUUUCUACGUUCCAAUGGAGAUCAUCUGGCAACGACUUGAGGACAGAAUUCCAGACGAUCAGCAAAACAUGGCCCAAAUUUCCAUCCGCUUCGGAUUGAUGUCCAUCCUAACAGUGGUUUCGGUGACCGUUCCUGACCUUCAGCUGUUCGUCGGGCUGGUGGGGUCGUUCUGUUCCAGCAAUUUGGUGCUGAUUGUACCGGUCCUAGUUGAUACGAUUUUUCGAUGGCCCAACGAUUACGGUCUCUGUGGGUGGAUAUUGCUGAAAAAUGCGAUCCUUGCGGUGCUGGGAAUUCUGUUGCUGGUUUUCGGGACGUAUUCUAGUCUACAACGAAUAGUUAAGACGUACGGAGGGAAUUUCGAGUUGUAGACGUUUUCAUAUUACGGUGACAGCAACUUCUAAAAUUAAAAUAAAUGUCAAAACAUCUGGCCGACUUACGAAAUCAUGA
Molecule: messenger RNA, 1425 nt
Organism: Aedes albopictus (Asian tiger mosquito)
Lineage: Eukaryota; Metazoa; Arthropoda; Insecta; Diptera; Culicidae
Product: proton-coupled amino acid transporter-like protein CG1139
Exons: 7
Coding region: 30-1346 (438 amino acids)
Biological process (GO): amino acid transmembrane transport
Molecular function (GO): L-amino acid transmembrane transporter activity
Source: RefSeq, a predicted model, not a curated record